Nematolebias whitei (Rio pearlfish) is the source of this 2410-nucleotide messenger RNA. RefSeq names its product solute carrier family 27 member 6 (gene slc27a6). Gene Ontology annotation, molecular function: long-chain fatty acid-CoA ligase activity; long-chain fatty acid transmembrane transporter activity. Lineage: Eukaryota; Metazoa; Chordata; Actinopteri; Cyprinodontiformes; Rivulidae. The coding region runs from base 119 to 1990 and encodes 623 amino acids. The transcript has 10 exons. The record is from RefSeq and is a predicted model, not a curated record.
UGUCACACUUGACGCCGUCAAACUUUGCCUUACAUCACCUGUCAGUGGGUGUGCGUGUUUACGAAUGGCUCGUGCGGCAGUGUGCGUGUAGCGACCCUGUCCUCCUCCAGCCUCCGACAUGACCUGCUCUCCGGGCUGGCUGUGGACUCUGGCCGCCGGGCUGCUGGCCGCGCUCCUCCUGCAGAGGCUCCGCUUCCCUCUCUUCUGGAGGGACUUCUUCUUUCUGUCCAAGGUGAUCAGGUACGGGCUGAAGCUGGAGCUGUUCAAGCUCACGUUCAGCGUGCGGACGGUGCUGGACCGGUUCGUGGAGCAGGCUCGGCGCGUGCCCGACAAGCCGUUCGUGAUCUACGAAGGAGCGGUCCUCACGUACCGGGACGUGGAGCUGCGCAGCAACAGGUUGGCGCACGUGUUCCUCCAGCAGGUGGGCCUGAAGAAGGACCAGUGCGUCGCCCUGCUCAUGAGCAACGAGCCCGACUUCCUGUGCGUGUGGUUCGGCUUGACGAAGCUCGGCUGCUCGGUGGCGUUUCUCAACACCAACAUCAGGUCCAAGUCGCUGCUGCACUGCUUCAACUGCUGCGGAGCCAAAACUCUCAUCGUGGGUUCAGAUCUAGUGGAUUGUCUGGAUGGCAUCCUACCCAGCCUUCUGGAGGACAACAUUCAGGUGUGGGUCAUGAAGAGCCAUAGUGAGCACACACUGGUGCACACCCUGCUGGACAAGCUUGACGCUGCAUCUGAUCAGCCGGUGCCAGCAGAGCUACGAGCCACCAGUAGUAUUAAAACCCCCAUCCUCUACAUCUUCACCUCUGGAACAACAGGCCUGCCCAAGGCAGCAGUAAUCACUCACCUCCAGAGUCUAAAGGCAGCGGCAGGUUUUUGGGCUUUUGGUGCAUGUGAAGAUGAUGUGAUUUACAUCCCUCUGCCACUCUACCACACCGCAGCAUCCUUGAUCGGGAUCGGAGGAACCAUAGAGCUAGGAGCAACCUGCGUCCUGAAGAAGAAGUUCUCAGCCUCCCAGUUCUGGACCGACUGCAGAAAGCACAAUGUGACCAUUUUCCAGUAUAUCGGUGAACUCUGCAGGUACCUCUGCAAUCAGCCUAAGACAGAGUUGGACAAAGUUCACAAGGUGAAAAUGGGAGUUGGGAACGGGCUGCGACAGGACGUCUGGCGGGAGUUCCUAAGUCGCUUUGGGAACGUGAGAAUGUGCGAGGUGUACGGCUCCACCGAGGGAAACCUGUGCUUCAUGAACCACUUGGGGAAGAUUGGAACUGUGGGUCGCUCCAACUUCCUCUACAGACUCCUGUUCAAGUACGAUCUGGUGAAGUACGACAUGGUGAAGGAUGAACCGGUGAAAGACCAGAAUGGUUUCUGUCAGCGAGUAGAGAGGGGAGAGACGGGUCUUUUGCUGUCCAAGGUGUGCGCUGUCAGCCCCUUCUUCGGCUACGCUGGAAGCAAACAGCUGACUGAGAAGAAGCUGAUGAAAGAUGUUUUUGUGAAGGGAGAUGCCUACUUUAACACAGGGGACCUCAUGGUGGAGGAUCACGAGGGCUUCAUCUGCUUCAGAGACAGAGUGGGAGACACGUUCAGGUGGAAAGGUGAAAAUGUUGCAACCACAGAGGUAGCAGAGACGCUUGGGCAGGUGGAUUUUAUUCAGGAAGUCAACGUGUACAGAGUGGAAGUACCAGGGCAUGAGGGCCGAGCAGGAAUGGUGGCCAUGAUCGUAAGACCUGGUUCCUCGUUCGAUGGGAGAAAACUGUUCGAGCAUGCGGUGAGGGAUCUACCAGCGUACGCUCGCCCGCUCUUCGUGAGGCUUCAGGAGGUGAUGGAGACGACGAGCACCUUCAAGCAGCAGAAGUUCCAGCUGGUGCAGAGCGGCUUCAACCCCUCGACCAUCUCCGACCUGCUCUACGUGUUGGACUACCAACAGAAGAGCUACGUCUCCCUGACGGACCAGAUCUACCAGAGCAUCGUCAGAGGAGAGCGCAAGCUGUAGACCAACGUGACGGCGUGGAACAAGAGCGUGACCAACCUGCAGCCGCUUUGGAGGAAGCCGUCGACCAAUCAGACGAGAGGAGGAACACGAUGAGCCUGAACGCAUCACCUCAAGUCACCUGCUCUUCAAACUGCCUUUAAUUAGCAUUUAAAUCAAACGAAACCCAUUAGGCUAGAAAAGUAGCAUUUUGUGGCAAAUGAUCUAUUUUUGUUUUUGUUUGUUUUUAAGAGACUGUUAUGGCUCAGACACGCACUGCGGCAGAACGGACACGUUUUAGAUCACAAAAUAUUCAAAAGUACUCAGUACUUUUAUAGUAAAGUGGGUUUUACAACAAAAAAAAUAAAUUAAAUAAUGAGCACUGUUUAAUUUAAGCCUUUGAAGCACUUUAACUGUCCAGUGAAGAUUUAUUUGGGAGUUCAC